CGGCUGCCUGCAGUGGACUGACGAUUAGAGCGCGUGCGCAGUAUAAAGCUCCGCUCGCCCCGGGGGCGCGGCUCCAGUGUGCCUGCCCCUUGUUCCUAUCGCGUGGUGCGACCCCGGGAUCCCCUCGUGCUCCCCUGUCCCCCUCCGCCGCCCUGAGCGGAGGGACCCCGCAGAUCCCAUCGAAAUUCACGGCCGCAUCCAGGUCGGCCCUCCCCCGGCUCCCGGCGGCGACCAAUUCUCCCCCUGUUAUCGUUUCUCCUACCCUUCAUGAUGUUUAGAUAAUCAGCGGUGCUGGGUUUUAGCCCUGUUUUGAAAUCUUAAAUCCUGCUAAGGAUUCAGUCUUAGCCGUGAAGGAUGAAUGGCUCAAAUGGUUCCCAAGAGCAUCAUGUCAAUGGAGAGGAGGGAGUGCAUCAUGUUAGCCGGCCCAUUCUGAACAAUGGACCAAAGCACCGUCCAUUGACCCUCAUGAGGCGUUGCCGUGGUGUAGCAUGUGUAGCGAUUAUACUGUCAACAGCAUUCUUAUUGAUAGUCUACUUGGCCCCUAUAACUACUUUUGUUGUGCGGCUGUUCAGCGUGCAUUACAGCCGAAAGGCGACUUCCAUUCUGUUUGGAAUUUGGUUAUCUUUAUGGCCAUUCUUGUUUGAGAAGAUAAACAAAACCAAGGUUGUCUUCUCUGGUGAAAAUGUGACUCCAAAAAGGCGUGUAUUGUUAUUUGCUAACCACAGGACUGAAGUUGACUGGAUGUACUUGUGGGAUCUUGCACUGCGGAAAGGCUAUUUAGGAUAUAUCAAGUACAUACUUAAGAGCAGCUUGAUGAAGUUACCUAUUUUUAGCUGGGCAUUUCACAUUUUCGAGUUUAUCCCGGUAGAACGGAAAUGGGAGAUUGAUGAAGCAAUUAUCCAGAACAAAUUAUCAACAUUUAAGAACCCCAGAGAUCCUAUCUGGUUGGCGGUUUUUCCUGAAGGCACAGAUUAUACUGAGAAGAAAUGCAUCAAGAGCCAAGAGUACGCUUCAGAGCAUGGUUUACCUAAGCUAGAACAUGUCCUCCUUCCGAAGACAAAGGGGUUCAUUUGUUGCUUGCAACAGCUGAGAUGUUCCUUAGAUGCAGUCUACGAUGUCACAAUCGCAUACAAGCAUCGACUGCCAGAUUUUCUGGACAACGUUUAUGGCGUUGAUCCCUCUGAAGUCCACAUCCACAUCAGGACGGUUCAGCUCUCUGACAUCCCCACAUCGGAGGACGAAAUAACUGAAUGGAUGAUAGAGAGGUUCAGGCAGAAGGACCAGCUCCUGUCAGAUUUUCUCGCGAAGGGCCACUUCCCUGAUGAAGGAACUGAAGGAGAUCUAUCCACACCGAAGUGCCUAGCAAACUUUUUCACCAUAGUCGGCUUGACGGGCAUCUGCCUCUACCUAACUCUUUGCUCAUCUGUGUGGUUCAAGGUAUAUGUCGUAGCGAGCUGCGCUUACCUUUCCUUUAUUACCUAUUACUCCAUACUACCACCACAACUGGUAGGCUCACCGGAGGGUGCCAAAAAGGCUGUGUAGAAGAUGAUGUAGCUUUUGACUGAAAACUGUAUAUCCGCCAAAGAUGCUUACUGCUGGAAGUCAUGGCGUGUGCCAUCUUAAGGUUUCCGUUCUUCUGUAAAGCGAUGAUAUGUGUAUGGAGAAAUUUUCUGGUGGUUCAUCAGUGUAGGAGUAGGACUAUUAUCUCAAGGCGGUGAAACGCGCUGUGAGCUAGAGAUUGAACAUUGACAUGAUACUGGACGGAGCUAAUUUUCAUCCGCAGUUUCAUCAUA
Panicum virgatum (switchgrass) is the source of this 1793-nucleotide messenger RNA. Its product is annotated as probable 1-acyl-sn-glycerol-3-phosphate acyltransferase 5. The record is from RefSeq and is a predicted model, not a curated record. Gene Ontology annotation, molecular function: acyltransferase activity. Gene Ontology annotation, cellular component: endomembrane system. The transcript is spliced from 4 exons. Bases 355 to 1542 code for a protein of 395 amino acids. NCBI's taxonomy places the organism in Eukaryota, Viridiplantae, Streptophyta, Magnoliopsida, Poales, Poaceae.